Prorocentrum cordatum is the source of this 1279-nucleotide messenger RNA. NCBI's taxonomy places the organism in Eukaryota, Dinophyceae, Prorocentrales, Prorocentraceae. The record is from the annotation of a GenBank genome assembly.
UCCAGAAUUGAGCGCAAGAGCGCCUUCAGAAUGGAGGCCGGACCUCCGUUUUGAAGGUUUUUGACCCUCUGGGCUGCCGCCAGUCGUCCUGGCCCAGCCGCGGGCGCCAUGCGCGCGAGGGUGGCGCUGCGGCCGCGGCGCGUCCUUUCGCGGGCGCUCUCCGCGAGGGCGCCAUGGCCACGACCUCGCACCCGGCCGCGCCCGGGGCCCCCGCCGAGCCAGCCGUGGAGGGCCUGCUGGCGGAACUCAAGGCCGCGAGCCCCGCGGCCUGGAUGGCCGUCACCAACGCGCGGGGGGAGCUCGCCGCGAGGGCGCUGCGCAGGUGGUGCCUGCAGCAGCACGUCGCCGCGCUCGGUGGCGAGGGCGAGCUGCGCGGGGCGUUCCGGCAGCUGUGCGGCGAGGAGGGGUGCCGUGGGGCGCUGUCGCUGGAGGCGUGGCUGGCCUGGCCCUGGCUGGGCGAGCGGCUGGGGCCGCCGGGGACGGAGGCGCUGCUGACGCCCGAGGCGGCCCGCGGCAUCUGGGCGCGUGUGGUGGCGACAGGGGACGGCCAGGCGAGCGGCCUGGCGGGCGAGGAGCAGUUCGUGGAGCUCGCGCGGGCGGUCGAGCGCGAGAGCGCGCGGGCCACGGCGAUACAGAGCGCCCUGCGCGGCCUGGCGGGUCGGCGGCGCGCGGGCAGGGCGCAGAGCGCGAGCGAGGAGGUGGCGGAUCGGAUACCGGAGGCGCCCGUGCUGGCGCCUUUCAACCCCACGCCGGACUGCGCCGUGGCGCAGGCGCUGGACGCUCUCGCAGCUGGGCCAGGGGACGUCGUCUUCGACCUGGGCUGCGGUGACGGCAGGCUGCUGCUGGCGGCCGCGCGGCGCGGCGCGACAGGCGUGGGCGUAGAGUACGACCGCCGCUUCGUCGACCGCGCGCGCGGCGCGCUGGCCAGCGCGGGCCUCGCGGAGGCGGUGCGGGUGAUCCACGCGGACGCCUGCAGCGUGGACUGACCUGUCCAGAGCCACGAAGAUCUUCGUCUACCUGGUGCCCUCAGGGCUGCGCCAGGUGGCCCCGGCGCUUCGGGCUGCCCUGGACACCGGGGGCGUGCCAGUUGCAAGCUACACCUUCUCGCUGCCAGACCUGGAGGCGGCUCAGGUGCUGACGGCUGCGACCCGAGCCCCCGAGUGCAAGGUGUGGGUGUACCGGCCGGCGCCAGCGGAAGAAAACGUCGCCGCCCCUCCCCGGCGGGCGGCCGCCCGGGGCCUCUGUUCUCGUCCUUUCUCCGUCCUCCUCCUCCUCAUCC